AUGGCGGAACGCAUGGACGAAGACGACGAGGGUAGCGGGCAGGAGGAGGGCGUGUGGAGCAGCAGCAGCAGCAGCGGCGACGACGGCGGGGACAAAGAUCCGGCGGGGGACGCCGCGGAAGGCUCAUCCGCCGGUGACCACGAGCUGGAGGAGGAGGAAGAGGAUGGCGUGCAAGGCAGCAGCGAGGAGGAAGAGGAGGAGGAGGAGGAAGAUAGCUCGGACGGAGACGACAGCUCCGACGGGGAUCUGCCUCCGGCGCAGAUUUUGAGGCUACCCUCCGAGGACGUGAUGGAGGAAGGCGGGCAGGGAGAAGCUGGCAAUGGAGAGGGCGAGGAGGAAGAAGAAGAGGAAGAGGAGGAAGAUGAGGAGGAGGAAGAGGAGGAGGAGGAGGAGGAGGAGGAGCGAGACAACGGUGACCACAGAGACGAGUCAUCGCCUACGGCGCUGCCGUCGUCUCAGCGGCAAGCCGGCGGCGGUUCAGGAAGCAGCGGUGGCGCCGCCGCCGCCGCAGGGCAACCCCCGCCUGCUUACAACCCCGGCGACGCGGCGGAACGAAAUGCAAGCCUCGGCGGCAGCAAUGGCGGCGGCGGCGGCGGUGGUGGUGUAGCCACCACCUCGCGCAUAGCAGCAACGCCUCCUGCGGGGGGUUCCGGGCCCGGGCAGACGGCGCGCCCGGGUGUGUCUUCUUCCUCUUCCGCUGGGCGGAGGGCGGAAAGCCCGGUCCCGCCGCCCCGAGCCUUCUCGGCGUUCGACAUGAUGCCGUCCCUCGCUUCCGAAGACGAGAGCCUGGACGACGACGACGGAAACGCUGCGAGCAGCAGCGACGGGGGCGGAGCAGCAGGAGGGGACAACGACAGCAUUGUCUCCGACUCCGUUAGGUCAGUCGGGUCCCGGUCAGCGGGCGGCGGGGGAGGGUCCAGCAACCUCAACGGCCGGGUCUUGGGUGGGUUUGGCAUUGGCAUUGGCGGCGGCGGCGGCGGCGGCGGCGGCCGUUCGUCCCCGUCCCGAUUGGGCGGCACCGGCGGCAAAGCGGGCAUGCGUACGAGUUCUACGCCGCCGCCGAACCGGGCAGGCGGCGGGGGGAUGCGGGGAGCCUGGGAUUUCCUCCCCUGGGGUGUGGGAGGGAACUCCAGCGGCCAGUCUCCGCUGUCCUCCAGCCAGCAGCAGUUCGGCGGCGGGGAUGCGACGUCGAGCGUCGGCGUCGGAGCCAGCGACAUGGACGACGACGACGGCUUGGCGGCGGGGGGGGGGGAGGCCUGGGACCGGCGAGGGGACCGUGCCUCGAGGGAGAAGGCGCACCGGCGGGCGCGGGCGGAGCUCAAGAGGUUCGCGGCGUCGAGGAAGUUUCCGACGAACGUCGGGGUGGUGCAGGUCCACUCGCUCGGGAAGGUCAAGCCCGAGCCGGGCUUCUAUGCCCUGGGGAGGCUCGCGCCGGUGGGCUUCCGGGCGUCGCGAACCGAGCGGUCCCCCGACGACGAGUCCCUGGUGCACUGCGUGAUGGAAGUGGUCGAGGUUCCGGACCCCGAGGAGGCGGGGACGGCGGACGGAGGUAGUGCCGACGCCCCCGCCGCGACAGGCGACAGCGGCGCGGGCUCCGCCGCGGCAAGCGGCGGAGCCCCCGAUAACGGCGCCGGGGAUGAUGCUGGCCGGCCCCCGCCGGAGGCGGGAGGGGAGGCAGGGGACGGCGGCGGGACUGCGAAGACGGUCGCCGUCUUCCGAGUCACGUUGUCCGGCCUGAAGGGGAAGCGGGGAACGUUCCAGGAUGUUUCCGCGGGGAAGGCUUGGCGCGCCGCGCUCCAGAGCAUCGGAGCAGAGGUGGCCCCGACCGGCCAGGAAGACUACUUCCCUUCGUGGGAAGGCGACGGAGAGGACGGUCUGGUCGACACCGGCGAUCCGGUUACCGACGACAACAGCAACGACAAUGACGGUGGAGACAAGGACGGGGAGGAGCAGCAGCAAGCGGAGAAGCAGAGCCCGGGGGCGGCGGCGGCGGUGGCUCCUCCAGCGGUCCACGCCGGAGAUGGUGAUGUCGUCGGCAGCAACGGGGCGGAGCACAAGGCGGAAGAGGCGACCGUGAAGAAAGGCGAGGCGGAGGGGGACGGCAGCGGGGGGGGCGUUUCUGUCCUGGCGGAGACCGGGGCGGGACAAGGGGGCUCCGCCGGAUCCGCUGCCAUGGUGGUGUCGACGGAGAGGACCAGCGACGACGACGGGAACACGACUCGAGAGGCUUCCGACGACGAGGAGAACGAGCUACGGCGAGAGACGGCCAAGCUGCUGCACGCCAGGGCUGGCGCAAGGGCGCGGGUGGACGCCAACAGCGCCACCAUCUUCGACAUCACCGGCGAGGUCCUUCCGCCAGCGAGAGCGCCUAAGGUCAAGCCUGAGCCCGCCGCCUCUUCGUCUCUGCAGCAGCAGCAGUCGGGGGGGCGGGGGGCCGGCGGCGGCGGCGGCGGCGGCAACGACGGCGCUGCUGCGAUGAGCCAGGCCAACGGUCGUUCCAACGGGGCCGGAGGCGGGAAGGGGGGGGGCUCAGCGGGCAAGGGAGGGGAACGUGGGGGGGGUCCAGAGGUUGGGAGUUCCAAGGAUGGCAGCCUGUGGUACGCGGGGUUCUUUCCCCCUUCGGUAUGCCGGCUCCUGGAAGGCCUUCCUCUCGUGGAUGAGUGCAAGGGCUACGUCUUCGAAGCGCACCGUGCGGAGAAGACGUUCAAGAGGAUCACCAAGGUGAACGAGCGCACGAAGGGGCCGAGCAACGUCACAGAAAGAUCCACCGCAAAGCUCGCAGCCACCGGGUUCAGGGCCGUACCCGACGGGAGGACGAUGAUCGAACAGCUGUCAGAAUGAUGCCUAAACACGAUUGAGACGAGGAACUACGAAGAGGGGGGGGGCGUACCUUUAUGUUUUGCAUGCCUUAGUGGUUAGACCAUUGACCACGCGUCCUCGAGAGGACGGAGCAUUGUUCCCACAGGACCGAUCACCGAUGGCCAAUCGUUCCUUCCUACUUUGCCAAAGUUGGCUUAAAAAUGUCUCCCCUAGUCUAACUAUCCUAACGAUAUCACUUCCCGCCUUUUCAAACCACUUGCUACUCCCCAGUACGGCUACCGUCCUCUCCUCUCUAUUCCAUGCCUCAAACAUCUCCCUGUACCUCCCUCUCGUAUUUUUCCCAGCUCAGUCAUGUACACUUCCCUCUCCUCUUCGUACAACUGACAUUUCGCGACUACAUCAACACGGUCUUCGCAUUCGAAGCCGCAAUCACAUUUGAACUUGUCGUCUUCGUCGUCUGCCGUCUUAUGUCUUCGUCGACGUUCUCGAAGGCCUGUGUCUUCGGUCCUGAAUUUGACCUUAAGCUUUGUCCCAGCAUCCAUUG
Messenger RNA from Ectocarpus siliculosus, 3364 nucleotides. The record is from the annotation of a GenBank genome assembly. Lineage: Eukaryota; Phaeophyceae; Ectocarpales; Ectocarpaceae.